AUAUCUCUUCCUCGUUUCAUUUUUUCUCUACAUUUUUCUUUGUUAAGCAAUCGAGAGAUGGUUACUGCUGUGGCGGCUACGACCUCCAUAAUAUCCGGCGUUAAGCAUUCAGGGAUUUUAACUUCGUUCAACGCCGUAGAUGAUGUGACCAGCAGUUGCCGAAGAACCAACCUGACCGGAGCUAGAAUAUAUUCGGCAUUGAGUCGCCGACGAUUCUCGUCGAUCAGAGCUGUGUCCCCAAUUCGUGGGGAUGCCCAAUCUUUCUUUAGUCGCAGCUCUUUCGCUUGCUCUCAGAAUCCUGGUGGUUUCAGUGCACCUGAAGCUCUGCCAACUGCUUGUGAAAAUGCUAGCCCUUCUUCCAUUAAAUCUUUCAACCAGUUGAUUGAAACUUUGAUUGAUCGGGUUGAUCUAUCUGAAUCUGAGGCUGAAUCAUCUCUUGAGUUUUUGCUGAACGAGGCAAACGAGGUCCUGAUUAGUGCCUUUCUAGUUCUCCUGAGAGCUAAAGGAGAGACAUACGAAGAAGUUGUGGGGUUGGCUAGGGCAAUGAUGAAGCAUGCCAGGAAAGUGGAAGGAUUAGUUGAUGCUGUAGACAUAGUUGGAACAGGUGGUGAUGGAGCAAACACAGUCAAUAUAUCAACUGGAUCUUCAAUACUUGCUGCAGCUUGUGGUGCAAAAGUAGCAAAGCAAGGGAACCGUUCAAGUUCUUCUGCAUGUGGAAGUGCGGAUGUACUAGAGACACUAGGAGUGGAGCUGGACUUGGGACCAGAGGGCAUUAAAAGAUGUGUUGAAGAAUCGGGGAUCGGUUUUAUGAUGUCACCUAUGUAUCAUCCAGCUAUGAAGAUUGUUGGUCCUGUCCGGAAAAAGCUUAAAAUAAAAACUGUUUUUAACAUAUUGGGACCUAUGCUUAACCCUGCUAGAGUGUCUUAUGCUGUCGUUGGUGUAUACCACAAAAAUUUGGUUGUUAAGAUGGCAAAGGCGCUGCAACGAUUUGGAAUGAAAAGAGCACUGGUGGUUCACUCAUACGGUCUAGACGAAAUGAGUCCGUUAGGAGGAGGGUUAGUUUAUGAUGUAACCCCGGAAAAGAUCGAAGAAUUCUCAUUCGAUCCAUUGGAGUUUGGUAUUCCUCGUUGUACACUUGAGGAUUUGCGAGGUGGAGGUCCAGACUAUAACGCGGAUGUGUUAAGACGUGUGCUUUCAGGGGAAUGUGGAGCAAUUGCCGAUUCAUUGAUCCUAAACGCAGCUGCAGCUCUUCUCGUUAGCAACCGAGUUCAAACACUAGCUGAAGGAGUAACCUUGGCACGUGAAGUACAAUUGUCUGGGAAGGCUAUCAAGACGCUUGAUUCAUGGAUAAACAUCUCGAACUUGGCUAAAAAGUCUCAGUGACCGGAGAGGCUUAUGCAAUGUGUUCCAGUAUUGUAUUAUUUGUAUCCAACGGAUCACCUUUGCACUUGCAGAUGAAGAUCAAGGCAAUGUGCCAAAGGAAGAGAUGCUGGAAUCAUUCGUAUAUUUAGUUUUCUUUGUCAUGCAAUAAAGAGAAGAGACCAGAGAGAGAUAGAUACGCAUUCUUCAUGUAAACAUUACAACAAUAAUCUUCAAUAAAAUGUAUGAAUCUGUUUAGUCAAA
Capsella rubella is the source of this 1623-nucleotide messenger RNA. Its product is annotated as anthranilate phosphoribosyltransferase, chloroplastic. Gene Ontology annotation, molecular function: anthranilate phosphoribosyltransferase activity. The coding region runs from base 58 to 1383 and encodes 441 amino acids. Lineage: Eukaryota; Viridiplantae; Streptophyta; Magnoliopsida; Brassicales; Brassicaceae. The record is from RefSeq and is a predicted model, not a curated record. The transcript is spliced from 9 exons. Gene Ontology annotation, biological process: L-tryptophan biosynthetic process. Gene Ontology annotation, cellular component: cytosol.